Salarias fasciatus (jewelled blenny) is the source of this 1275-nucleotide messenger RNA. RefSeq names its product galectin-related protein B. Gene Ontology annotation, molecular function: carbohydrate binding. Lineage: Eukaryota; Metazoa; Chordata; Actinopteri; Blenniiformes; Blenniidae. The record is from RefSeq and is a predicted model, not a curated record. The coding region runs from base 82 to 525 and encodes 147 amino acids. The transcript is spliced from 4 exons.
UGCCAGCUGGAGGCAGAGUCUCUCAGUGCUCAGUUGGCAUCACGGCUCGAAACCUCCACACUGCAUCACGCCCCGAGUGGAAUGGAAGAAAAGGACAAGAAAGAAAAUGGGGAGUAUAUCGGAGAGAUAAAAGGUGGGAUGCGGCCUUCAAUGAAACUGGUUGUUAUGGGAAUUGUUAACAAGAAACCCAAAAGCAUUGAGGUGACUCUGUCCAGUAAACCUGAGGAGGAGGAGGAGGACACGGAGGGCGACGUGGGGCUGCAGCUGAAGGUCAGCUUCAUGGACAAGGCCGUCCAGCGCAACGCCCGCCUGGCUGGGAAGUGGGGUCCUUCUGAAAACACCCUCUCCUUUUUCCCUUUUGCACCUGGAGAAGCUUUCAAGAUGGAGAUCGUCUGUGAGCACCAGCAGUUUCGUAUCUUGGUGGACGGACAGCCUCUGUGUGGCUUCAGCCACCGGCUCCCCCGGCUCGCCUCCCUCACCGCCUUACGAGUCUUCGGCGACCUACAGCUCACCAAGGUGGCCUAGCGCCGGCGCCCGACCUGCGGAGGAAGGCUCUGGGACAGUGUACAAUACAUAGGAUUAGAAUAGAUCUAAUUUUUUCAGUGAUUAAACAAACCCCGGUUUGGGAUGUCGUGUUUCCAUUUUCAGUUCCGCCCAACCGUCAAUCCCCCGUUUAGACGACGUGCCUUCAUUAAGAUUACCUGUCCGAGGACUUGAAGAUACUGACUGAAUGUAACAGUCGUUAAUGUCUUGAAUCAAAUGAGGAAUGUGAUUUGAACUGAAUUCAGUUAUAAAUAAUCUGACUGGGAUUAUUCUCUGUGCACAAAUGAUGCGUUGCUUCUAAAAAUGAGUUCUACACCAAGUCCAGGUGGCUUGAAAAGAAUAAAAAAAACAGAUUUCUGACAUUUGUAUUUGACGUCUCUGGAGUUAACCUUAGAAAGCACUUAUGCUGAUGAGCGCCUGCAUGAAGAUGAACGUCUCCGGGAUCGAUUUAGGAACAAAGAUUGUCAUUCUGAGCCCGACUAAGUACUGUAACAGGUGAAAUAAUGUAUCAUACCUUCAGUUGCCCACGUGAGUGCAUGCCAGUAAUCAAACUGUUUAAUUUCUCUCAGCUGACGUCCAGAUUUUACCUCGAAGCUGGAAAAACGUAGUCAUUUUGCACUUUCUGUUCUCAUCAUUGUGUAGCCUACUUAUUAUUUCCCACCAGCACUUUUCUUGUGAAUGUUUCAUACUGACUUUACUUCACUGCAAUAAACCACACGUGUUGUUACUUGU